Molecule: messenger RNA, 2757 nt
Organism: Eurytemora carolleeae
Lineage: Eukaryota; Metazoa; Arthropoda; Copepoda; Calanoida; Temoridae
Product: ras-related protein Rab-23
Exons: 9
Coding region: 194-976 (260 amino acids)
Molecular function (GO): GTP binding; GTPase activity
Source: RefSeq, a predicted model, not a curated record
UGCGAAUCUUCUGAAACACAUCCGUUCAUUCUUCAGUUCGCUGUAAACACUAGAACAGAGCAGACGUGAUAUUGAAGUUCUACGCAGCCUAAAUGGUUUCGUGACUCUACAAGGAAUUCCCUAUUUUACAGAGGGUGUACACUUUGAAUGUACACGUUGUACAAUUAGUGAACGAAUAUAGUGAGGUACAAGGAUGUACAUUACCGAUAUUCACGAUGACGAUUUUGAGAUUGCGAUUAAGAUUGUGAUCGUGGGUAAUGGCGCAGUUGGAAAAUCCUCCAUGAUCCAGAAAUAUUGUCGUGGAAUAUUUACAAGCGAAUAUAAGAAAACUAUAGGGGUAGACUUCCUGGAGAAACGUCUCAGUAUACAAGGAGAGGAUGUAAGAUUGAUGCUAUGGGAUACUGCGGGACAAGAAGAGUUUGAUUGUAUUACCAGAGCAUACUACAGAGGAGCGCAGGCGUGUGUAAUCACAUUUUCAACCACAGACAGAGACAGUUUUUACCAGGUCCGAAGAUGGAAGAAGAAGGUUGAGGAGGAGUGUGGAAGUAUACCAAUGGUUUUGGUUCAAAACAAAAUGGAUCUUCUUUAUAAUUCAGCUGUAGACAGUUUUGAAGUAGACCGUCUGGCAAAAAAUCUUGGAAUGCGUCUCAUCAAAACAUCCGUUAAAGAGAACCUGAAUGUGAAUAAGGUGUUCCAGUAUCUGGCGGACUGUCACCUCAACCUGCUGAGGAGGAACAACGAGGAGUACUCCUUGAUACAGAUUGGUGUUGGAGGUCUCACCAGUAUAUCACAAACAGAUUUUCUAAACAAGUAUGAAAGAAACUGGGAGCAGGAAAGAAGAAAAAGAUGGAAGAAGGAUAAGAGAGAUGAACUUCUUCAUCUUUGUGAUACAAGGGCAUUCUUCUUGUCUCCUCACAAGUCAAAAAACCAGCAUCAAACCAAACCAAAUAUCACAAAUCUGUGUAAACUACUGUAAUAAUUGCUGCGCUCACGUAAAGUACACCUCUUGCAUACAGAUAUCAUCAAGAUUAGUCAAUCAAUCGAUCAAUUAGCUGCGUCACAAAUUGGUUCUCUAAACGUAGUGUUUGUCAUUGCAUGGAUAAAAUGAGAAUUAUUUACACAAACAUAACUUGAAUCUAAUAAUAAAUAUUUCAAAAAGUAAAAUAUUGUCGGGUUGAUUUGCAAAGAUUAAAAUUCGUUUUCUAAAUACUUAUUCUAUUUAAUCUUUACUUUUAGAGUAACCAUUAGUCCAUUUUUCUAAAUACUUAUUCUCUUUAAUCUUUACUUCUAGAGUAACCAUCAGUCCAGUUUUCUAAAUACUUAUUCACUUUAAUCUUUACUUCCAGAGUAACCAUCAGUCCAGUUUUCUAAAUACUUAUUCUCUUUAAUCUUUACUUCUAAAGUAACCAUCAGUCCAGUUUUCUAAAUACUUAUUCACUUUAAUCUUUACUUCCAGAGUAACCAUCAGUCCAGUUUUCUAAAUACUUAUUCUCUUUAAUCUUUACUUCCAGAGUAACAUCAGUCCAGUUUUCUAAAUACAUAUUCUCUUUAAACUUUACUUAUAGAGCAACCAUCAUCAGUCCAGUUUUCUAAAUACUUAUUCUCUUUAAUCUUUACUUCUAAAGUAACCAUCAGUCCAGUUUUCUAAAAUCUAUCUCACCGUUGUCAGCACUACAAUCUCUUCAAUUAGUAUUAUUAUCACUUAUCACUCGAUCUUAACUUUAACAAUCCUAAUGUUUGUAAAUCAACCCGGCCAAUUAAUAUAGUUUCAGCAGGCUGCUUUUGCUAACUGCAGGGCGCAUAAUUUGUCAAAGGAGGGGGGGGGGGGGUUAAACAUCCUUGGGGCUGGUAACGAUGGUUUUCAGUUAUCAAGGGGGGGGGGGGCUUAUCCCCAAAAGCCCCUCGUAUACGCCCCUGUUUGCACAACAGUAUGAAGUAUGUUCCAAAGAAAAAUGAGACUAUAGAAAGACAAAACAAAUGAGGCCUAUAACUUUGUGGUAUAUUUUUCAUUAAUUUUGACCUUUUUCAUAAUUUAGAUUGUAAGCCCCCCCCCCCCUGUAAUAAGUGCAAAAUGUGUUAUUCAAUUAAAAAUACUUAUAAUCUGAAGAUUUCAAACGUUUACUACUUUUUAAAGAAUAUUUUUGCCGUACUUGAAAAAUCAGACUACUUUUACUAUAUAUAACUAGGUCUUUUAAAGAAUAGAGUCAUGACUUUGAUACACACUUUACAUGAAGUAAACUGCACUUAAAAUUAAAAAAAACAUGCUAAUAAAAAUAUAUUAUUUUAGAAAAUAUCCAGCAAGGAAAUGAUUACUCGCCACAAACUCUAAUUUUCUGAUCCAGUUGUAACCUAUGUCGAGACCUCUGAUAUUCUAAAAAAAAUGAUUUUUAUUCGAUCAAAUAGUGGACGAUUUAAACGUCUUGGACCAGAUUUAAUGAAUUGUGAGUCGUAGAACUAAUUCGAGACGGUUCAACUGCAGAUAUUUUUAUUUAAAUUUGAACCGAGGAUUCAAGAGUUAAGUCAGUGGUAGGUAGUUAAGCGACCUCUCUCCAAUUUAUUAAAAAGUUGCAGAGCUAGAGAAAAAGGGAUUUGAAAAUAUGAUUUUGUGGCAAAUAAUCAGUUCUUUUCUAUUUCCCCUUUAUAGUUCUAAACUUAUGAAUAGUUAUUUUCUACACGGUGUUUAUCAGUGCUGAAAAUAUUGUUUUUUAAUUGUUUAAUAAUAUUGUAACUUCUAUCGGAAAAAAAUAAAUGAUAAAU